Messenger RNA from Sycon ciliatum, 2376 nucleotides. RefSeq lists its product as uncharacterized. The coding region runs from base 82 to 1785 and encodes 567 amino acids. NCBI's taxonomy places the organism in Eukaryota, Metazoa, Porifera, Calcarea, Leucosolenida, Sycettidae. The transcript is spliced from 2 exons. The record is from RefSeq and is a predicted model, not a curated record.
ACCACUUCAACAACCACUGCAUUCAACAGCACAACGGCAACCAGACUCAGAACUCCAGAAAACACCUCUGGCCGCCCUGCCAUGCAAGUGCAAGGUCCGGCUGAAUCAGAUACUGGUUCAGAUAAUACCAAAAACAUUGAUGGGCACACGGAUAUGGUCAUCGAAAGUACUACCACUCCAAUAGCACCAACUGCCAUGCAGGCAGAAGGUUUGACUUCUCAAAAAAGCAGCUCCGGUAUUACUGGAUACAUCGCCCCCAACACAACCACGAAAAGAGAUGGUUUGAUUUCUACGAAAAGCAGCUCUGGUAAUACGGGAGACUACACUACAGCGACAGCCAAUAAGAUGAACAAUAGUGCAGACGGCGAGGUCUUUGCUCCACGCGCCUCAAAUCCUGAAGAUGAAAAUCAAGCAUGGGACGACGAGAUUGCCAGCAGGAACCACUCUUAUGCCGUGCACGGUUCUCUGACUCUCUCCGAAUCACGCGAAGCAACUCAUAGGGCAGGUGCUCAAAACAAUGGAGACGGCAAUGGCAAUGAUGGUGAUGACGACGAUGACAAGGGCAGUACCUUGAACCUCGCUCUUAUCUUCUUGCCGCUGAUCUUGGCUGGAUGCAUGCUCCUGGCGUUUGCGGGCUUCAUGGUACGACGGAAGCGUUUGCAGAAACAGGAAUCUGGUAUGACGGGGUUCGAACCCAUCAAGAAGACAAUCCAAGAACCCUCAAGCUGGGAUUGGGUGAACAAAACAGAGCAGCCAGCACAGAACCAGGACAAGACGCAGACGAACUCCACGCAUACCUUUCAGUCGGAGGCGGCACCGCCAUCCGAUCGGCCCAGCGUACAUAAGGCACACGCGAAGGACAUUGCAUACAUUGAUGUCGGAGAUUUUCCUGUCUACUUGCCGGAUGACGCAUCGUACAUUGAGCAGGACAUCGACGCACUGGCCAAUGAGCUCGGCGAGCCACAGACAAAGCGAAUGGCAAUGUCCCCAUCCACCUUUGUUGGCAGUUAUAGCGUGCAGUCAUUCAAGGCAGAUGAAAUGCAGUUUUCCAACAGGGAGGACGCACGCUCUACACCCAGCAACACUGCUGCCGGCAUGCACGUCAGUCAAUCACCUACUGCUGCUAACGAUGCCAUCCAUCCCUUGCAACUCGAGCGAUAUGCUGCCCAGUCCGACGGACAGGAGAUGCGAGUGCAGCAGGACGGGACGCCAGAGAUAUACACAAUGGUGUCGCGCACCAAUCGCACCAGCCUACACAAAGCCCAGUCCGCGCUCUUCUCCAAGGCAUAUCCUGCAGGGACCGCGCUCCACAGGGCUGACACUCACCUGGGUCUUGUGAGCAGGCUUGGAUCGAAGGGCCUGGUCGAGUCUAAUUCCAACGUCAGCAUUCCCAGCUCCCACUCCACCGCACAGGACCCCUGCGCCUCUGGUCUCCAGGGUGCUGCCACCUCCACUGGCAUUGCAUGUGGUGACAAUGUCCAAAGCGCAGCUAGCGUCAAUGCAUAUAGCAGCACAACACUUGACCAAUCCCAGGAGCUAGCUCCCGUCAGCUUACAGACCUUCACGGCGGACACUCUUUCGCACACUGGGUCCUUCUAUGACGAUGUCAUCGCAGGGGAGGGUGCAAGGACUUGGUCCAAGAAGAAAAAGAAAGGAGGGGAGAAAGAGACAAUGGCACCCAGUGACAACAUUCAGCCGUCCUUUUUCGCCGAAGGUGAUGGCCAUGGCGCGGUCGAAGGCCAGGCAAGCAUGGAUAUGUACAGGACAGUCACGAGAGCUGGGUGACAAGGAGUACGCGCCGCUCGCCGCCGAGCAGUCCGCUGCCAGCCGUGGCCGGAGCACGGUCACCACCUCGCACGUGGUCAGCAAGAGCCUGGCCUCGCAGAUGACUGCGGUCACGGAGCUGGGAGGUAAGGAGUACGAACCCAUCACGCCCUAUAAGCUCGCCGCCACCACCUCGGCCAGCCGUGACAAGUCUGCUCAGCGCAGCAAGGCCACCCGACUCGAGGCCAAGAAGGGUUAAGCUGGCAAAAAACGACAACCGAAACUCUAACACGGAACGUUGACCAAACAUCAUACCCUGUAUGGGCUAUGUCGCUGAAACUCUGCUCUCCGAUAUUAUUAUUUGAACAGAACACUGGGUUUCCUGGCAUGUUAAGCAUGUGAAGAUUUGAAAGGUGAAUAUUUUUCUAAUGAGAACGCUAGUUUUCAAAGAUAACUUGUUACUUUUGUACCUUUGGAUUUUGAGUGUAAUCCUUGAUCAAUACUAGUAGGAGGGGAAAGUUUCAUCCAACCAUGAUAAUCCUACUCUGAUUCGUUUUGUUUUUGAAGAUACAACACCGGUUUGUGUGUUUUGUAAUUUACCAACUGAUAAUA